This is a messenger RNA of Asparagus officinalis (garden asparagus), 362 nucleotides long. Its product is annotated as ethylene-responsive transcription factor 5-like. Gene Ontology annotation, molecular function: DNA binding; DNA-binding transcription factor activity. The record is from RefSeq and is a predicted model, not a curated record. The transcript has 3 exons. NCBI's taxonomy places the organism in Eukaryota, Viridiplantae, Streptophyta, Magnoliopsida, Asparagales, Asparagaceae. Gene Ontology annotation, biological process: regulation of DNA-templated transcription. Bases 1 to 339 code for a protein of 112 amino acids.
AUGUUGUCAGUAGACAGGAGCAGAUGCUUGGUUGGAACUAUUCUGUCAAAGGUUUUGCCUGCAACAUUUUCAACCCUGACAUCAUUUUCCAAAAUGAUUUGGCGGAGUGAGCAGCCAUCCACUAGAAAAUCACAUAUCACAUCUCAGCCAUUUGCCAAAGGUCUUUUAUGUAGCGAUAUUCCUGUUGUUUGGCUCAGAAACUGUGGCAAGCAGGUCUAUUUAGGAGGAUUUGACACUGCUCACGCUGCUGCAAGGGCAUAUGAUCGUGCUGCAAUAAAGUUUCGAGGAGUUGUUGCUGAUAGCAACUUCAAUCUAAGUGCUAGGUUGUUUGCUGUUUGAAUGGGAGGGAACUUGCUUGUUGG